Yarrowia lipolytica CLIB122 is the source of this 570-nucleotide messenger RNA. RefSeq lists its product as uncharacterized. Gene Ontology annotation, cellular component: intracellular membrane-bounded organelle; membrane coat. NCBI's taxonomy places the organism in Eukaryota, Fungi, Ascomycota, Dipodascomycetes, Dipodascales. The record is from RefSeq and is a predicted model, not a curated record. Gene Ontology annotation, biological process: intracellular protein transport; vesicle-mediated transport.
AUGAUCCACUCGGUACUGAUCUUCAACAAUUCGGGCUUGCCACGAUUGACUAAAUUCUACGCUCCCGUGGACCUGGCAACACAACAAACGCUUCUCAAGCAGGUGCAUUCUCUGCUGGUGGCAAGAAAACCAGACGCAUGUCUGUUCCUCACCCCUCCUCCUCUUCUCCAGGGCCAGGAGGAUGUUGACACCAUCCGUGUCAUAUACAAGCACUACGCCACGUUAUACUUUGUGUUUGUAGUCGACGAGCAGGAAUCCGAACUCGGCAUCUUGGAUCUGAUCCAGGUCAUGGUGGAGUGCCUGGACCGGUGCUUCGAGAACGUCUGUGAGCUGGAUCUGGUAUUCGGGUGGCAAACACUUGAAACCGUGCUGGGAGAAAUCAUUCAGGGAGGCAUGGUCGUGGAGACUUCAGUGACCAAGAUCGUCGCUGCUGUCGACGAGGCUAACAGAGGUAACGGUAGUGCGGAAAUGAAGGAGGGAGGUGCGAGCGGAGGAUUCGCCAACGCUCUCAGUGGAGCCACAAACGCCAUCAGUCAAAUGGCCAAGGAGGGACGAUGGUCCUACCGAUAA